UCGAGUUUCACAAAUGAAUCGUUUGAGUCAAAUUUGCUAUUAAAAAAAAAAAUUGGUACCGUGGCUGCAAUUUUCCCUAAAAUAUAACGUAUAAUUGAGAUUCUUGAAAUCCCAAUUCUAUUACUGCCAUUAUUAUACAAUAAUAAUAUAUAGAGGCUAAAACCUACCUGUCACUCCCUCCCCAAUAUCGCAAGAGUACCCAAAUUCCUGCUCAUUGUCUUCACGCGAAGAAUUGAUGUACUUUCCUGGAGAUCUUGACCACAUGCAGAAUCAUGAUGAUUGCCUUGAAGCAUAAAGAUACUGGGCAAAAGAACUCUGAGGCACCCAUAAAGUGCCUCCGGAGCAAGGAUUGCCCUUGUAAUCUGCAUUACAAUGGCACUCCCGGUGAAGGAUUUUCGAAGCUCAGGGAUAGCCUCCUUGCUCAUCCACAUGGGAAUGCAACUGAAUUAAAUCUCUCGUUAAGCAGAGAUUCUCUUGAACUUCAGAAAGAAUCUCAAAACUGGCCAAAAUACCAUCACGAUUUACGUUCAUGGGUGGCUUUCUAUCCUGUUUCAAGUAAUAUGCCGCCAGGUCAGCUAAAUGCCUCUGAGGAUCAAUUUCACCCUUUCUCAGUAAAUCACAGAUUCCAGUAUACUCCAUCAAAUGCGUUUCCUCAAAGUUAUCCAUAUGAUUACCAGAUCCAAGAUUUUCAAUAUUUUAUCGUCAUUGAUUUCGAGGCAACAUGUGACAGAGAAAAUAUUCCUCAUCCUCAAGAGAUAAUUGAGUUUCCAUCUGUAAUAGUGAACAGCCUUACUGGACAGUUGGAAGCUUGUUUUCAAUCAUAUGUGCGGCCCACAUGCAACCAGCUCCUCAGUGAAUUCUGCAAGGAUUUGACAGGCAUCCAGCAAAUUCAGGUGGAUCGGGGAGUUACUCUCAGUGAAGCUCUUCUUAGUCAUGACGAGUGGCUUGAAAAGAAGGGAAUAAAAAACACCAACUUUGCUGUUGUUACAUGGUCCAACUGGGAUUGUCAGGUGAUGUUAGAAUCAGAAUGCCGGUACAAAAAACUUAAAAAGCCUCCCUAUUUCAAUCGAUGGAUCAAUCUGAAGGUCCCAUUCCAUGAGGUUUUUGGUGGAGUGAGGUGCAAUCUAAAAGAGGCAGUCGAGAUGGCUGGCUUGGCCUGGCAAGGCCGUGCUCACUGUGGUCUGGAUGAUGCAAAAAACACGGCCAUGCUACUUACUUUGCUUCUGCGCAAGGGCUUUAAAUUCUCAAUUACCAACUCCAUCACGUGUCAAUCUACUGAUGAUUCCUUUACAACGAAGCUACCUCCACAGCAUUAUCCAUUUGUUUCACCUCAACCUCAUAAAUUGAGUGAUCUGCAUUUUCAAGCAACACAGUUUCAGCCUUAUUGCCAUUGUGGAGUGAAAAGUAGCAAAGCAAUGGUUCGAAAACCGGGUCCUAAGCAAGGGAGCCUAUUCUUUGGAUGUGGAAACUGGACUGCUGGUAGGGGUGCUCUUUGCCAUUACUUUGAAUGGAUCUCUCCCUCCUGAUUCAAUUCAACUACCGUUUAGGAUAAACAUCGCUACCAUUUCUAGAAAAAGUAACUGGAGUCAGUGUCUACUUCUCUAUGGCAAUAUGUAGAUAUUUAGCUCGAGCUUAUCAUAGUGAAUGGAGGAUGCUGCCUGUCUAUAUACAUAUGGCUUGAUGCAGAAAGAGUAUUUGACAAUACAUAUGAGUAGUUAAAAGAAGUCAUCACAGGCUUAGACAAUGUGUUUUAUUAAAUAUGGUGUGAAAUAGGGUAUCUCUGGACUUUGGGGUCUCUAUUAGUUUAUAACCUGAAAGACUUGAGUUUUAGUUUCUUCAUAAGAUGGACUUUGUUUAUAUA
This is a messenger RNA of Olea europaea var. sylvestris, 1861 nucleotides long. RefSeq names its product ERI1 exoribonuclease 2-like. Gene Ontology annotation, molecular function: 3'-5'-RNA exonuclease activity; zinc ion binding; nucleic acid binding. The coding region runs from base 273 to 1526 and encodes 417 amino acids. The transcript has 5 exons. The record is from RefSeq and is a predicted model, not a curated record. Lineage: Eukaryota; Viridiplantae; Streptophyta; Magnoliopsida; Lamiales; Oleaceae. Gene Ontology annotation, biological process: exonucleolytic trimming to generate mature 3'-end of 5.8S rRNA from tricistronic rRNA transcript (SSU-rRNA, 5.8S rRNA, LSU-rRNA).